AUGGCGCUUAGAAAUAUUGUGAGUUCAUCACCAGAAGAGAUUCGUCGUCGUAAGAUCUUGAAGAAAGGUAUCAAGUUUACCUUGUUGAUUACUGGAGAAGAAGGUUCUGGGAAAUCAUCUUUUAUCAAUACUUUGUGUAACCAACAGGUUAUUUCCAAGGCUGAAAGUAAAAAAAUUGUUGCUUCUGAAUCUCAUUUGAGUCCUGGUUUAAAUAUCAUUAAGAAACAUGUUGAUAUUAUUGAGAAAAAUGCCACUCCAAUCAAUUUGGAUAUUAUUUUAACUCCAGGUUUUGGUGAUAACGUUGAUAAUAGUGAUGUUACUGGUGAUGUUAUUAAAUAUUUGGAUCAACAAUUUGAUGAAGUUCUUUCAGAGGAAAUUCGUAUUACUCGUAAUACAAAAUUUGAAGAUGGUAGACCUCAUGCUUGUUUAUAUUUUAUUAGACCAACUUCAAAAGGUCUUAGAGAAUUGGAUGUUGAAGCUAUGAAAAGAUUAGCUUCAAAAGUUAAUGUUAUUCCAAUCAUUUCUAAAAGUGAUACUUUAACAGAAGAUGAAAUUUCUCUUAAUAAAGCCUUAAUUUUACAAGAUAUUAAAGCAAAUGGAAUUAAAGUUUAUGAUUUUUCUCAAGAAGUUGAUGAAGAUUCAGAAUUUUUAGAUGAAGUUUUAUUUUUGAAAAAUAAUUUACCAUUUGCAAUUGCUGGUAGUUUUGAAACAAAGAAAAAAUCAAAAGUUGAUGGUGUUGAUUAUGAAGAAGAUGGUACUAAUAAUGAUUAUUAUCAUGUUAGAGAAUAUCCUUGGGGUACUUUUAAAGUGGAAGAUUUAAAUCAUAGUGACUUUAAUUAUAUUAGAAAUGUUCUUUUUGGAUCUCAUUUACAAGAAUUAAAAGAUACAACUCAUACAGUUUUAUAUGAAAGUUUUAGAAGACAAAAAUUAAGUGAAAAUAAUAAGAAAUUAAGAAAAUCAUCAAGAACUAGUGUUAAUAAUGAUGAGGAUGAAGCAAGUUUAUUAGACCGUUAUAGUUAUGCUAAUGAAACUGUUAUCGCAGAAUCUGAAGCUGAACUUUUUUCACAAGAUGAAGAUGCAUUAAGAGAAAUUCUUGAAAAAAAGAAGGCUAUUGAAAAUUAUGCACUUGAAUUGAAAGCAUUAGAGAAAAGAUUCCGUGUUUCAAGUAUUUCACAAAAUAGAAAUUCUAAAAUUGCAGGUUCUGAAGUUUCUACAACCAAUUCUUUCAACAUUUGA
Hansenula ciferrii is the source of this 1236-nucleotide messenger RNA. It is a transcript of the gene SPR28, whose product is annotated as septin SPR28. The transcript has 2 exons. Lineage: Eukaryota; Fungi; Ascomycota; Saccharomycetes; Phaffomycetales; Wickerhamomycetaceae. Gene Ontology annotation, cellular component: septin complex; septin ring; cell division site. Gene Ontology annotation, molecular function: molecular adaptor activity; GTPase activity; GTP binding. Gene Ontology annotation, biological process: actomyosin contractile ring assembly; division septum assembly; protein localization to bud neck. The record is from RefSeq and is a predicted model, not a curated record. The coding region runs from base 1 to 1236 and encodes 411 amino acids.